Messenger RNA from Amblyraja radiata (thorny skate), 5745 nucleotides. It is a transcript of the gene adamts13, whose product is annotated as ADAM metallopeptidase with thrombospondin type 1 motif, 13. The transcript is spliced from 32 exons. The record is from RefSeq and is a predicted model, not a curated record. Gene Ontology annotation, biological process: extracellular matrix organization; proteolysis. Gene Ontology annotation, molecular function: metalloendopeptidase activity. Lineage: Eukaryota; Metazoa; Chordata; Chondrichthyes; Rajiformes; Rajidae. Gene Ontology annotation, cellular component: extracellular matrix. The coding region runs from base 232 to 4950 and encodes 1572 amino acids.
UUAGUGCGUGGUGGUGGUGUAAGUCCUGGCCUGCCCACUGCGAGUGGUCACUGUUUGCAGAGGAAGAGAGUGUGUUGUGCAAGGGCCGGACUGGCCAGGAAGCAGUUGCACAGACCUUUAGCCGAGUCGAGGCUCUCCAAAUGAAAGCCCAAUCAACAAGCACAGCUCUCUGUCCCCUCGAUAUGUUGCUAUCGUUCCUUGGAGCCUUUCCGACUGCCUGAUAGCGAUACAAUGAUCAGUCUUUCACUGCCCUUGUCGUAUCCGAACCUCCUUCUUCAUCUCUCGUGUAUCGGAUUGUUCUUUAAUCAGGCAUUUCUGGGAUCUGUCAAAGGCACCAGUGAUUCGCCUAAUUUUGGUGAUCCCUCAUCAAUUGGAGAGGGAUGGCCAGCAAGCUUCCAGUGUCAGUGCCAGGGACUGACCCAGGGCCACUCCUGCAGGGAGGAGUUGUGCACACUCCGGACUCCGGGGGAGAUCUUCCUCAUCCGGUUCCCCACUGACAACAGACUCUCUUCCAACUUGUCUUGCAUUCAUCACGUCUUCAAUUCGUCGGUCAGCACCAUCAGGCGACUGGCGGGGAGAGGCGUCCAGAGCGGGGAGCUGGUGUGGCCGCCGGGGCUCCGUGCGCUGGUCACCUACUGCCGUGGUCAUCUGCAUGCGAUGAUAUUUACAAAGGAUCGGAAGAUUCACAUUCACCCAAAGGAGCUGGAACGAUCUACUGAUGGAGGGGGCAUUGCCCCACUCGUUGGCUUCCAUUACCCGCUCUCAGAUGGCGCCCGGAGACCUGCUCGUGACAGACACAUCAGACGCCGGUCAGCGCAGGACACAAAACAUCUGGAGCUCCUGGUUGUGGUGGGGCAGGAUGUGUACAAUGUUCACAAGCAAGACACAGAACGCUACAUCCUCACCAACCUGAACAUUGCUGCCGAGCUGUUGAGAGAUGCUUCCUUGGGAGCACAACUGCGAGUCCACCUGACGAAGAUAGUCAUUCUGAGAGAACCUGAGCUGGAACUGCAGAUCACGAAGAACCUCACCUCGUCUCUCAUGAGCUUGUGCAGGUGGAGUCGAGCGAUCAACCCGGAGAAUGAUUCUGACCCAGUCCAUGCCGACCUGGUUCUAUACGUCACCAGGUUUGAUUUGGAAUCAGAUGACGGCAACAAGAUGGUUCACGGCGUGACCCAGCGCGGAGGCCUGUGCAGCCGCGCGUGGAGUUGUGUGAUCACCGAGGACACCGGCUUUAAUCUCGGCAUCACCAUCGCCCACGAGAUCGGCCACAGUUUUGGCAUCAACCAUGAUGGGGAUAGGAACGACUGCGCUGGGAACCUGCAUAUCAUGGCGGCCGCGGGCGGCUACAACAGCGUUGACCUGACCUGGUCCAAGUGCAGCCGUGACCAGCUGGCAAAAUUCUUCAGAGCGAGGCGAGGGACAUGUUUGGAUGACUUCCCAGCCACAGAAUCUGACCUCUCCAGCCAGAAGCCGGGCCUGUACUAUGGCAUGGACGACCAGUGCAAGAUAGCCUUUGGAGGCAAGGCCAUCUCUUGCAGCUUCAGCCAACACGACAUCGAUGUGUGCAACGUUCUAUCGUGUCACGCGGAUCCAUCAGACCACAGCACGUGCACCCGCCUGUUCAUCCCCCUGCUCGACGGGACAGAGUGCGGCCCUAACAAGUGGUGUUUAAGAAGGAGUUGCAUGUCUCUCGGGGACCUGAAAAUGAUCGGGGCCGUCCAUGGGGCGUGGUCAAGUUGGAGCCCAUUCAGCGGCUGUUCACGGAGUUGUGGGGGUGGGGUCACGUCGAGGCACAGAUACUGCAACAAUCCAAGGCCUGGUUUUGGUGGCCGUAAGUGCGAGGGAACAGAUCUGGAGGCAAAAAUGUGUAACGCACAGCUUUGCCAGGAUAGCCAGCUUGACUUCAUGGCUCUACAGUGUUCGGAGACCAAUUCUCAGCCUCUGGAACUGACACCCAGGGUCCCAGCUUACUACAAGUGGUUGCCUGCUGUUGGUUACGCAAAAGGGAGUGUGCUGUGCAAGUACAUGUGUCGUGUGGAUGGGAUGAGCUUCAUGUUGAGUCGGGGGGACAGUUUUGUGGAUGGAACCAGAUGUGAGUCGAGUAACCUGGAGACAACAUCGCUGCACAAUCUGUGUGUGAAAGGACAUUGCAGGGUGUUCGGCUGCGAUGGAAGGAUGGACUCUGGCCAGAUGUGGGACAGCUGCAGGGUUUGUGGUGGUGACAACUCCAGAUGCCAGAAGAUGGUUGGCUCCUACACGGAGGGCACAGUCCAGGAGUAUGUCACUUUCCUGACGAUCCCACCACAUUCCACAAAUGUCCGCGUUUCCAAUACCCAGGCUGUCUUCUCUCAUCUAGGGGUGAAAGUUAACGGGCAGUAUGUUGUUGCUGGUGCCAAGAAGCUUUCGCUCAACACAUCAUAUCCCAGCAACCUGGAGGACAAUAGAGUUGUGCACAGGUUGUAUCUGACCCAGCAGAACCUGCCGGCCUCUGAGGAGAUCAUCAUCCAUGGACCCACACGUGAAGCCAUUGAAGUGCAGGUGUACCGGAAAUAUGGGAAGCAAUAUGGAGAUGUUGUGAAUCCCAACAUCACUUACAGCCUCUACGUGCCCAAGCGAGGUUAUUACUAUGACUGGCUCCCAGUUACAGGGGCAUGUUCAACAACAUGUGGGCCAGGAUCUACAAGAGUCCAUUACGUGUGCAGAGACCAGAGCUCUGAGCAAGAGGUGGCACUACAGCACUGCUCCCAGUCAGUGAGGCCAGCAGAUAGGUUGGAAGCUUGCAACAUCGCAUCGUGUCUCCCUUGGUGGGAGGUGGGCAAGUUUGGUGCGUGCAACACCUCAUGUGGCGGUGGACAGCGGGAAAGGGACGUUCGUUGCCUGAAGCAGGAGGCACUGGAGAAGCAGUGGACCCCUGACACCGACUGUACUGACUCUCCCAGGCCCCAGUCAAUGGAAAGGUGCAACGAACACGGCUGCCCGGUCAGGUGGAAUGUUUGGGAGACGAGUGUCUGCUCUGUGUCGUGUGGAGUUGGAACUGUUGAGCGGUCAGUUACCUGUGUCCAGUUCAUCAACGGCGCGGACGUGGAAGUGAACCAGACACGGUGUCCGGCAGAAACCCAGCCCCUGGGCAUCACUCCGUGCAUUGUCAGCAUCUGCCCCUUCGUGCUGGAUCAAGUACCCUGGUCUGAGGUGUCCAAUCAAGUGAGGAAGGAGAUUAGAAAAGUCAUGAACGUCACAGCCUUGGCAAGAAUGCCAACACAGAGUGACAGUUAUCUCUGGGUUCCUAUAAAGGGCCCCUGUUCUGCUAGCUGUGGCCAAGGAGUAUCAGAGAUCAGGUACAUGUGCAUCAAUGUUGAGACCAAGAAGGAAUCACAACAAGAAUAUUGUGAUCAGAGCUUCCAACCUCAGCUGCAUUACAUGCCAUGUGCCAAUAAAACAUGUCCCCCAUGGUGGGAAGUCCAUGAGUAUGGGCCCUGCAAUGUAAGUUGCGGGGGUGGAGUACGCGAGAGGGAAGUGUACUGCGUAAAGAAAGCGAGGUAUUUGUACCUAAGGGUUCCUCCCUUGGAAUGUGGCAACGCUCCAAGACCGAUCUCCAUGGAGAUGUGCAAUUCUGAUCCCUGUCCUGUAAGAUGGCGGUACAAGUCUGAAUCGUGCAGCAUGCCAUGCGGAGGAGGGGUGAGGCGCAGGCUCCUGUAUUGCACAAAGGUACUACCUGACCGAGAAGAGCUGACAUCAGACCACGAAUGUCUUCACUUGAACCGCCCCGAGGACCUUGAAUUUUGCCAUCUCCAUCCUUGCCCGCCAAGGUGGCAGGUUUCGGAGCCGGGACGGUGCUCGGUGCUCUGUGGGGCCGGUCUGGCGGAGAGGAGGGUGAUCUGCGUCCAGCUUCACAACGGGACGGAUGUGGAGGUGAAGAGAGGCCGCUGCUCGGGGCAGGAGGAGCCGAUGACACUGGUCCCAUGCGUGGUCAGCUGCCCCUUCGGCUGGACUCCCCAGAACUGGUCGGAGUGUUCAGUUUCCUGUGGGCAUGGUGCACGUACCAGGCAGUUGCUCUGUGUCAACCUCGACUCCACGGAGGUUGUGCUCGAUGCCUCCUGUGAUGAGCUGACGAAGCCUGCCACACAGGAGCCCUGUGACGUAGGACCCUGCUCAACCCAGCCAGCUCUUCAGCCUGUAGCUCCGACACCGGCUCCCACAGGGGUACCCGCAGCAACACCACAGCCCAGUACAGAAUCAACUACACAGGCUAAAAGCUCAAAGAACGAAGGUUUCUGCGGGAAGCUGCUGCUGAGUAAAUCAGGGAUGCUGAACCUGACUGAGUUGCAGCUGAGGGAGUGCACAUUCAGCAUUGUACGUCCGCUGGAUGAAGUCAUUACAGUCCACGUUCUGUCCAGCACCUUAAACUGCAGCAUGAGGGACACUUUGUCAUUUUGUGGGCGACGACUGUUUUGGAAGACCUGCUCCCCACUGAAAGGGUUCACACUCACAUCUACCACCAACACACUAACAGUCAGGCAGCGGAGCGGCUCCAAGGGCAGUGGAGCUGUCCUCCAAUACUCCAGCAGCCUCUCGUCCCGGCAGUACCAUAAAGAAUGUGAUGUCCAGCUACAUGGCCCAUGGGGUAUAAUAAAAAGCCCCAUGCAGUCCUACAGGGAGGGCCAUGCCUGCCGUACAUUUAUCAAUGUAUCUCCCAUGGACAGGAUCAUAAUCAGAGUCCUGCACCUAAAGUUUAACAUUAGGGUGAAUACUACCACAUCUGACUACAUUCUGAUAAAGGAUGUCAGUACCCAGAGGUAUUCUGCAUAUCGCGGUAACAGCCUGUUCUUCUGGCAGUCACUGGGAAGCUCUGUUGAAAUUGAAUUCCAUGGAGAUUUCCAAUUCCGGGCCUUGUACAGAGCCAUGCCAUCCUUAAAUGUGAGGGGCGUCCACCAACUGAACUGUGGGUAGUGAAAAACUGUGGCAGAUUCCCCAUUUCUGGAAUGUUCUCUCGCUGACCGGAUAUCCAUGCAGCAGCUGAUCAUGUCUUGCCCAAGCUGUAGCUGUAAGGACUUGGCAUUCUCCGAACUACAUGUAGACUGUCCCCUUCCCAUGUUCCCACCAUUGGAAACCAACCCUUCCUUGACCUAUUGCUGUAACCGUCCGUUUAAAGAAUCUGCUUCCAGACACGACUGAGAGAUUAUAUGCUCAAGUGAGACAUGAGCCCACUAAUUACUGACCCAGUAAGGAAAGUGCUUCCCACUUAGCCAAGGGUGACGGUUUGUUCCACUGAGUGAAGGCUCGUGUCCACAGCAAUUGACAUCGCCAACUGCGGUCACGUUGACUCCAGCUCCACUUCACGCUGCCUCGGAAAAGUGGUCGACCCAACCAAAGAUUUGUCAUUCCUUCUCUUCCUCGCUUCCAUCUGGCAAAAGCUACAGAAGCUUGAAAUCGAGCACUGUCAGACUCAGGAACAGCUUCUUCCCCUCUGUUAUCAGGCUUCUGAACCAUCCUGUAAGCCAGGAUAUUGUCCGAUUCACCUCUAUCCCAAAGAAGGCAUUGGACUUUGUCUAUGGAACUGUUGCGCUACAAUGCUGAGAACUAUAUUCUGCAAUUGGUAUCUUCCCCUUUGCUCUACCCAUUGUACUUGAAAUUGACUUGAUUGUUUUAAUGUAUAGCAUCAUCUGAUCUGUUUUGAUAUCAAAACAAAGCUUUUAAUUGCACCUUGGUACACGUGACAAUAAUAAACGUAAACCUAAAUAAAAA